GGUUAAUAGUAGGUAGCUUUGCAACGAUUCAAACCUCUUACAUACAUCCAUCUCCCUAUGGUUUUACCCUGUAGCAAGCCCCUGAGUGCGGGGAAUCCUGGAUUGGGACUGGGCCUACCGUCGACUAGAACAAGCUGACUUGGCUUGGCUUGGCUUGGACCUGAAGCUACAUGGUUGGCUACCAGGAAUGAUGGAGCACUAAGCAAAUCUCAUCUCGCUUUUCUAUCUAUUUUUACCUACAGUACCUACAUAACCAGUUCCUUGAUUCCUUCCUUGUACGACGCGAUCACAAGAGCCAGGUUUUCAAAUGGCACCAAGCAGCAGAUCUUUUACAUAUUGCGACGGGGCGCCGUCCUGGAAUCCCACAACCUACAUCGCCGACACGGCCUUGCACGAGCGCGCCGAAGCGCUUCUCGCCAAGGACAACCUGCAGAGUGCCAUCGCCGCAUCCUUCUCCCUGCCCCCGCCCCAUCGCGACCCCUACGUCUACCACGCCAUCGUCAGUGUCACCCUCCCCGAGGUCCAGCGCGUCAUUUCGCUCGGUGGCCAGAAUGGCCUGCACAGCUGGUAUUUCACAGCAGCAGCGGCAGCACCGCCGACAGCUCUGCCACCCCCACCGCGCGCCGACAUCGACGCCUACCUCUCCAUCUUCGACCCGCGCACCUCGACCCCCGCCGCCGCCCUCAAGACCUUCGCGUCGAACGCCAAGAAGGGCAGCUUGCGCGCCGAGAUAGCCGCGUACCUGCUGUCGAAGCGGUACAUACACCCGGCGCUGGCGCCGCAGCUCGCGGCGGGGAAGCGCGCGAACAGGAAGAAGAAGAAGAAGCCUGCCAGCAGCGACACCACCGCCAACGCCAACGCCAACAAUAAUAAUAGUAGUAGUAGUGGUGGUGGUGGUGGUGGUGGUGGUAACAGCCCGCAAAUCCCACCCAACCCCUCCCUCCCCUUCCACGCCUUCGCCAUCCGGGCCCUCGAAUUCGCCGGGCCCUGCCCCUCCUCCCUCCUCGGCGGCCACCGCGCGCACCACGUCCUCCCCAUCCUGAUGCACCACUUCGGGUGCGCGUGCCCCUCGCACGAGGCCCUCUCGAUCCUGCGCGUGCUGUCCGCGGGCCGCGGGGUCGUGGACAUGGGGUCCGGGGGCGGGUACUGGACGUUCAUGCUGCGGAGCUACGGGGUGGAGGUGGUGGCGGUGGACAGCAUGCAGAGCGCGUGGAGGGUGUGCUGGGUGGCGGACACUGUGGUGGGGGAUGGGGUGGGGUGGUUGAAGAGGCGGCGAUUAGCCAACAGCAACAGUAGUAGUAGUAGUAGUAAGGCGAAUGGGAGGAAGGGGGAGAUAGACCCCGACGAACCUGUCCUCCUCCUCGUCUACCCCAUCGUCGGCGGCGGCGUCGCGGGCGGUGCCGAGGGCGACUUCACGCGCGGCAUGAUGGACGCGUAUACCGGCGACACGCUCGCCGUCGUCGGCACCCAGAACCGCAACGGGUAUACUGGGUUUCGCGGCAUGAGCAUGGAUGAGUAUGUCGAGCGCGAGAGAGCAGCAGACGGCUGGGUUAAGGUUGUUCAGGUCGCGCUGCCGAGUUUCCCUGGGAAGGACGAGGCGUUGUUUGUUUUCCAGAGGGGGGCGAGGGCUCCGGUGAGAGAUGAGGGGGUGGGGGUGGAUGCUGGCGAAGUUAGUUAAGAGUAAGAAUGAGGACGAAAAUGAUGAUAAUGAUUAUGAAAAGGGGGAUAAGAAAGGUGUGGUAUAGAAGAAACCCAUUAUAUAUGACAAUAUCCAACACUCUCCAGACGAAGUUCUCGUAUUCCUCACUAAAGCAGGCAAAGCAUGAAGUGCCGCAGAUCCGAUGAUCAUAGGCACAGAAACUGCAUCCACCAAAAGCCUACUCAUCAAGUAGUCGAUCAGAAAUUCACGAAGACCUAAUCAAUCACAGCCAAUCAUGUCCCCAUAGCAUUAUCGAAACAUCUUCGGUUAUUUCCUAGUAUGGAGUAAAGGAGGUAGUGAAACCAGCAAAGGAAGAAGAAAGCCUCUCUUCCUUGCGGGCUCAGUACCGCCUCGACGAACUAGGUACACCACCUCAUCAUCAAAUCAUAUCCUUAUCAUCCUUCGUUCCCAAUCGUAAUAUUCGUUUCCCGUUCGCAGCCCAUAUCUGCGAUUUCCAUAUCCACUAACGCCUUGC
Messenger RNA from Hypoxylon fragiforme, 2174 nucleotides. RefSeq lists its product as uncharacterized. NCBI's taxonomy places the organism in Eukaryota, Fungi, Ascomycota, Sordariomycetes, Xylariales, Hypoxylaceae. The transcript has 2 exons. The record is from RefSeq and is a predicted model, not a curated record. Bases 308 to 1678 code for a protein of 456 amino acids.